This is a messenger RNA of Seminavis robusta, 606 nucleotides long. NCBI's taxonomy places the organism in Eukaryota, Bacillariophyta, Bacillariophyceae, Naviculales, Naviculaceae. The record is from the annotation of a GenBank genome assembly.
GUAGAGUUAGAGCUAAAUCCGCGGAGUUCCGAACGCAUUCUGGUCAGCGCUCCCUCAGAAGGAAGGCAACGCAACCCACGCGUCACAGCCCUUGGAUCCAUUCCAUCGGCAGCCAACAAACGAAAGGCAACGAGGAGCCGCCGAUACAACCGACAACCAGCAACACCCGUAGUUGAGCUGUUGAAGAGGAGAGUGAACCAUGGCUGAAGAUCCAGUGGACCCAAUGCCCAAGAUUAGGGAGGCAUGUUUGCCAACUUGCCCCAAGCAAAAUACUCUGUACGAAGCCUGCAAGAGUCGUAUUGCGAAAUCAGGCGAAGGGGACUGUGAGGCGUGGUACUUUGAAUUGCAUCAUUGUGUCGACAAGUGCGUUGCUCCCAAAGUCUUUGCUGCCACCAAGGGAGGCUAAGCUCCAAAUAGUAUUAUGAAAUCGUUGAUUGAUUGAAUAUUAUUUUCCCCUCUGUUCUGGUUGCCUUUUCGGCUAGCUAGAAUAAGCAGAGAAAUGGUGUGUGGUGGUCAUGUAGUUCUUGGCAUGGCAAUGGUUAAAAUAGUAAAAAAUAGAAUCCAUUUGAUCUAUUGACACAAACCAAAUAAAAACUCUUUCGUAGU